AUGGUGACAGAUGGGGAUUUGGUGAAUGCUCAAGAUGAUGAGGGUAAUACCAUUUUGCAUUUGGCCGCUACAAACAAGCAAAUUGAGACAGUGAAAUAUCUGCUUCAAAGAAGUGAAGUGGAUGUGAACACAAUGAAUAGAAAUGGAUUCUCUGCUCUAAAUAUAGUGGAACAUUUUCCAAAGGAUUUCAAAGUAAUUGAAUUGAGAGAACUGUUAGUACACGCUGGAGCUUUGCGAGCCGUAAGAUUUUCUGCAUCAACAACUCACCAAGCGGUUGUUGAUAACACAAAUGAGAAGAAUUCAACUGUUGAAGUUGACAUCAUAUAUAUAGCACCUCCUCCGAGUGAGGCGGUUCCACCACCGUCUUUCUCGGGUGAAAUUAGGAAGCAAAAGGAAGAUAAACACGAGAAAUGGAUCAUGGAGAAGCAUAAUUCUCUUAUGAUAAUUGCCGCUGUGAUCAGAGCCAUGGCUUACCAAGCCAGCCUUAGCCCUCCCGACGGCUUGUGGAACGACGAUCAGAAAUACCAAAACGGCACCAUCUAUUACUACGCGGGAACAUCGAUAAUGGCUGCAAACAAUCCAGAGGCUUCCCCAUUUUUUUGGACAUGCAACACCGUCUCUUUUCUUGCAUCCCUUAGCACGAUCUUCUUGCUCAUGAGUGGCUUGCCCUUGGGGAAGAAGGUUCUGAUGUGGAUUCUGACGGCCACAAUGUGGAUGACCAUCACUUUCAUGGGGCUGACUUACGUCUAUUCCAUGACAGGCAUCUCGUUCGUACAGAGGGAACCUAAAGAUGGGAGCCCGACCACAGAGGUUUGGUACUCCGCAGAUUGGGGGACGAUCAUGGUGAUUAGGCGCUACUUGACUGUUUGGUCUGCCAUUGUAAACAUUGUUUUUCUAGUUCACACCGUUCGAUUCCUUGCAAUCGUCCUCCAGAAUGUGAAAGAUCCGCAAAAGCUCAAGAAGUGGAUAUCAGUGUGUGUGAGUUGGUACAGAUCUAGGGGCAAUAUCAAGAUCUAG
Eucalyptus grandis is the source of this 1017-nucleotide messenger RNA. Its product is annotated as ankyrin repeat-containing protein At5g02620. The record is from RefSeq and is a predicted model, not a curated record. The coding region runs from base 1 to 1017 and encodes 338 amino acids. The transcript has 3 exons. NCBI's taxonomy places the organism in Eukaryota, Viridiplantae, Streptophyta, Magnoliopsida, Myrtales, Myrtaceae. Gene Ontology annotation, molecular function: protein phosphatase 1 binding; protein phosphatase regulator activity. Gene Ontology annotation, cellular component: plasma membrane.